This is a messenger RNA of Acinonyx jubatus (cheetah), 7339 nucleotides long. It is a transcript of the gene RAI1, whose product is annotated as retinoic acid induced 1. Gene Ontology annotation, biological process: regulation of transcription by RNA polymerase II; circadian regulation of gene expression. The record is from RefSeq and is a predicted model, not a curated record. Gene Ontology annotation, cellular component: nucleus. The transcript is spliced from 5 exons. NCBI's taxonomy places the organism in Eukaryota, Metazoa, Chordata, Mammalia, Carnivora, Felidae. Bases 161 to 5857 code for a protein of 1898 amino acids.
AUCUCAUCUGGCCGCCGCGUUCUGGAAGAGGCGAGGGGGAGAGCGCGCGCAAGAGGAGGAGGAGGAGGAGAGAGACGGCGCGGGGAAGGGGAGACGGCGAGACGCGCAGCGCCGGCGCCCGGGAGAUCCAGGAGGAACCCGCAGAUAACCAGCCCGAGUCAUGCAGUCUUUUCGAGAAAGGUGUGGUUUCCAUGGCAAACAACAGAACUACCAGCAGACCUCACAGGAGACAUCUCGCCUGGAGAAUUACAGACAGCCGAGCCAGGCCGGGCUGAGCUGUGACCGGCAGCGGCUGCUGGCCAAGGACUAUUAUAACCCGCAGCCGUACCCGGGCUACGAGGGCGGCGCAGGCUCGGCCGCCGCCGCGGCCACCGUGCGGGGCAGCAAGGGGCUCCCCUCCCAGCAGUCCCUGCAGGGCAGGCCGGCCUUCUCGGGCUACAGCGUGCAGGACAGCAGCCCGUACCCCGGCCGCUACUCGGGUGAGGAGAGCCUGCAGGCUUGGGGGGCCCCCCAGCCGCCGCCCCCCCAGCCGCAGCCCCUGCCAGGGGGGGUGGGCAAAUAUGAGGACAACUUGAUGAAAAAGGCCGCGGUGCCCCCCGGCAGGCAGUACCCAGAGCAGGGCGCCCAGCUGCCCUUUCGGACUCACUCCCUGCACGUCCAGCAGCAGCUGCCACAGCCCCAGCAGCCCCUGGCGUACCCCAAACUCCAAAGGCAGAAGCUGCAGAACGACAUGGCCUCACCUCUGCCCUUCCCCCAGGGCGGCCACUUCCCCCAGCACACGCAGUCCUUUCCCGCCUCCUCCACCUACUCCUCCCCGGGCCAGGGCGGCGGUGGGCAGGGCGCCCACUCCUACAAGAGCUGCACCGCACCGUCCGCCCAGCCCCACGACAGGCCGCUGACCGCCACCGCCAGCCUGGCCCCGGGGCAGCGGGUCCAGAACCUUCACGCCUACCAGUCCGGCCGCCUCAGCUACGACCAACAGAAGCAGCAGCAGCAGCAGCAGCAGCAGCAGCAGCAGCAGCAGCAGGCCCUUCAGAGCCGGCACCACGCCCAGGAAACCCUCCACUACCAAAACCUCGCCAAGUACCAACACUAUGGGCAGCAAGGCCCUGGCUACUGCCAGCCGGACGCGGCCGUCAGGACUCCGGAGCAGUACUAUCAGACCUUCAGCCCCAGCUCCAGCCACUCGCCCGCACGCUCCGUGGGCCGCUCCCCCUCCUACAGCUCCACCCCGUCGCCCCUGAUGCCCAACCUGGAGAACUUCCCCUACAACCAGCAGGCGCUCGGCACCGGGGCCUUCCCCGCCGGCAUCGCCGACCACAGCCACUUCAUGCCCCUGCUCAACCCCUCCCCGACCGACGCCGCCGGCUCGGUAGACAGCCAGGCUGGCAACUGCAAGCCGCUGCAGAAGGACAAGCUGCCUGAGAACUUGCUGUCGGAUCUCAGCCUGCAGAGCCUCACGGCCCUGACCUCGCAGGUGGAGAACAUCUCCAACACGGUCCAGCAGCUGCUGCUCUCCAAGGCGGCCGUGCCGCAGAAGAAGGGCGUCAAGAACCUGGUGCCCAGGACCCCGGAACAGCACAAAAGCCAGCACUGCAGCCCCGAGGGCAGCGGCUACUCGGCCGAGCCGGCGGGCACGCCGCUGUCCGAGCCGCUGAGCAGCACGCCGCAGUCCACGCACGCCGAGCCGCCCGAGGCCGACUACCUGAGCGGCUCUGAGGAUCCGCUGGAGCGCAGCUUCCUCUACUGCAGCCAGGCCCGGGGCAGCCCCGCCAGGGUCAACAGCAACUCGAAGGCCAAGCCCGAGUCCGUGUCCACCUGCUCCGUGACGUCGCCCGACGACAUGUCCACCAAGUCCGACGACUCCUUCCAGAGUCUGCACAGCAGCCUGCCGCUCGACAGCUUCUCCAAGUUCGUGGCGGGCGAGCGGGACUGCCCGCGGCUGCUGCUCAGCGCCCUGGCGCAGGAGGACCUGGCGUCCGAGAUCCUGGGGCUGCAGGAGGCCAUCGGCGAGAAGGCCGACAAGGCCUGGGCCGAGCCGCCCGGCCUGGCCAAGGACACCGGCAAGCCCCCCUUCUCGCUGGAGAACCACAGCGCCUGCCUGGACUCCGUGGCCAAGAACGCGUGGCCGCGGCCAGGGGAGCCAGAGGCCCUGCCCGAGUCCUUGCAGCUGGACAAGGGUGGCAGCGCCAAGGACUUCAGCCCGGGGCUGUUUGAAGACCCCUCUGUGGGCUUCGCCACCCCUGACCCCAAGAAGACGGCCGGUCCCCUCUCCUUCAGCAGCAAGCCCACCCUGGGGGCCGCGGUGUCGGACCCUGCCGCCGCGGCUUUUGACUGCUUCCCGGACACGACCGCCGCCGGCUCCGCGGACGGCGCCAACCCCUUUGCCUGGCCCGAGGAAAACCUGGGGGACGCCUGUCCCCGGUGGGGCCUCCACCCCAGUGAGCUCACCAAGGGCCUGGAGCAGGGCGGGAAGGCCUCAGAUGGCGUGGGCAAGGAGAACGCCCACGAGGCUUCGGCCUGCCCGGUCUUCCAGGAGGAGGAGCCCCCCGGGGAGAAGGCCACGGUGCCUCGGGACUCCGAGCAGGAGGAGGCGGGUGGGGUGAAGGAGGAGGUGGGCGGGCUGCUGCAGUGCCCCGAGGUGGGCAAGGCCGACAGGUGGCUGGAGGAGGGCCGGCACUGCUGCUCAGCGGCCGACUUCGGGGACCUCCCCCUGCUGCCACCCACCGGGAGGAAAGACGACCUGGAGGCCGAGGAGGAGUACUCCUCCCUGUGUGAGCUCCUGGGCAGCCCCGAGCAGAGGCCCGGCGUGCAGGACCCGCUGUCGCCGAAGGCCCCGCUGAUGUGCACCAAGGAGGAGGUGGAGGGGGUGCUGGACACCAAGGCCGGCUGGGGCUCCCCGUGCCACCUCUCCGGGGAGUCUGUCAUUUUGCUGGGCCCGACCGUGGGCGCGGAGUCGAAGGUCCAGAGUUGGUUCGAGUCCUCCCUGUCCCACAUGAAGCCAGGCGAAGAAGGACCCGACGGGGCGCUGGCUCCAGGGGACUCCGCCACCCUGGCCCCGGACGCCUCCCUGGCCCAGAAGCCGAACAAGCCCGCUGUGCCCGAGGCUCCCAUUGCCAAGAAAGAGCCUGUGCCGCGCGGCAAAAGUUUACGGAGCCGGCGGGUGCACCGGGGGCUGCCCGAGGCCGAGGACUCCCCGUGCAGGGCACCUGUGCUGCCCAAAGACCUCCUGCUCCCCGAAUCCUGCACGGGGCCCCCCCAGGGACAGAUGGAAGGAGCAGGGGCCCCGGGUCGGGGGGCCUCAGAAGGGCUCCCCAGGAUGUGCACACGCUCCUUCACGGCCCUGAGUGAGCCCCGCACGCCUGGACCCCCGGGCCUCACCACCACCCCCGCGCCCCCAGACAAACUGGGGGGCAAGCAGCGAGCCGCCUUCAAGUCUGGCAAGCGGGUGGGCAAGCCGUCACCCAAGGCGGCAUCCAGCCCCAGUAACCCGGCCGCCCUGCCCGUGGCCUCCGACAGCAGCCCCAUGGGCUCCAAGACCAAGGAAACAGACUCGCCCGGCACCCCGGGCAAGGACCAGCGCUCCAUGAUCCUGCGGUCCCGCACGAAAACCCAGGAAGUGUUCCACUCCAAGAGACGGCGGCCCUCAGAGAGCCGGCUCCCCAACUGCCGUGCCACCAAGAAGCUCCUCGCCAACAACCACCUGCCCGCCACGUUCAAGGUCGCCGGCAGCCCCCAGAAGGAGGGCAGGGCCAGCCAGCGGGCGAGGGUCCCCAAGCCCGGGGCAGGCAGCAAGCUCUCCGAUCGGCCCCUCCACUCACUCAAAAGGAAGUCCGCCUUCAUGGCGCCUGUCCCCACCAAGAAGCGGAACCUGGUUUUGCGUAGCGGCGGUGGGGGGGACGUGAAGGAGGAGGGAGCCGAGGACUCCUCCACCCUCUUCAAGAGGAUGUCUUCCCCCAAGAAGGCCAAGCCCACCAAGGGCAACGGUGAGCCCGCCGUGAAGCCCCCGCCCCCGGAGACCCCGGAUGCCUGCCUGAAGCUCGCCUCGCGGGCGGCCUUCCAGGGGGCCAUGAAGACCAAGGUGCUGCCGCCCCGGAAAGGCCGGGGCCUGAAGUUGGAGGCCAUCGUGCAGAAGAUCACCUCGCCCAGCCUGAAAAAGUUUGCGUGCAAAACGCCAGGGGCCCCUCCUGGUAAUCCUCUGAGCCCAUCUCUCCCUGAGAAGGACCGAGGGCUCAAGAGCGCCGGGGGCAGCCCAGUUGGGGCAGGCGAAGGUCUCUUAAAUGUGGGCACCGGGCAGAAGCUCCCAGCAGCUUCGGGGGCCGACCCGUUAUGCAGAAAUCCAACCAACAGAUCCUUAAAAGGCAAACUCCUGAACAGUAAGAAACUGUCCUCGACUGACUGUUUCAAAACUGAGGCCUUCACGUCCCCGGAGGCCCUGUUGCCCGGGGGGACUGCCCUGGCGCCUAAGAAGAGAAGCCGGAAAGGCAGGGCCGGAGCCCUCGGACUCCCUAAAGGUCCCCUGGAGAAGCGGCCCCACCUAGGCCCGGCUCUGCUCCUGACUCCCCGAGACAGGGCCAAUGGCACUCAGGGGGGCGGUGAGGACAGCUCUGGUGGAGGAGGCAAGAAGCCAAAGACAGAGGAGCUGGGCCUGGCCUCCCAGUCCCCUGAGGGCCGGCCCUGCCAGCCCCAGACAAGGGCGCAGAAGCAGCCGGGCCAUGCCAACUACAGCAGCUAUUCCAAGCGAAAGCGCCUCACUCGGGGCCGGGCCAAGAACACCACCUCCUCCCCCUGUAAGGGGCGUGCCAAGCGGCGGCGGCAGCAGCAGGUGCUGCCCCUGGAUCCCGCAGAGCCUGAAAUCCGCCUCAAGUACAUUUCCUCCUGCAAGCGGCUUCGAGCAGACAGCCGCACCCCGGCCUUCUCGCCCUUUGUGCGGGUGGAGAAGAGAGACGCGUUCACCACCAUAUGCACUGUUGUCAACUCCCCGGGGGAGGAGCCCAAGCCCCACAGGAAGCCUUCCUCCUCUGCCUCCUCUUCCUCAUCCUCGUGCUCAUUCUCCUUGGAUGCGACCGGGGCCUCCCUGGCCACGCUCCCUGGAGGCUCUGUCCUGCAGCCACGCCCCUCCCUGCCCCUGUCCUCCACCAUGCAUCUGGGGCCCGUGGUUUCCAAGGCCCUGAGUACCUCUUGCCUUGUUUGCUGCCUCUGCCAAAACCCGGCCAACUUCAAGGACCUCGGGGACCUCUGUGGGCCCUACUACCCCGAACACUGCCUCCCCAAAAAGAAGCCAAAACUCAAGGAGAAGGUGCGGCCGGAGGGCACCUGUGGGGAGGCCUCGCCGCCCCUCGAGAGAACACUCAAAGACCUUGAAUGUGCAGCUGCCGCUGCCCCUGGAAAAGCCCCGAGGCCCGACGGCCCGGCCGACCCCGCCAAGCAGGGCUCCCUGCGCACCAGCGCCCGGGGCCUGUCCCGGCGGCUGCAGAGCUGUUACUGCUGCGACGGUCGGGGGGAUGGGGGCGAGGAGGUGGCCCCAGCUGACAAGAGCCGCAAGCAUGAGUGCAGUAAGGAGCCGCCGGCAGAGCCUGGCGGGGACACCCAGGAGCACUGGGUGCACGAGGCCUGCGCCGUGUGGACGGGCGGGGUCUACCUGGUAGCCGGGAAGCUCUUUGGGCUGCAGGAGGCCAUGAAGGUGGCCGUGGACAUGACCUGUUCCAGCUGCCAAGAAGCCGGGGCCACCAUCGGGUGCUGUCACAAGGGAUGCACCCACACCUACCAUUACCCGUGUGCCAGCGAUGCGGGUUGCAUAUUCAUCGAAGAGAACUUUUCUUUGAAGUGUCCCAAACAUAAGAGGCUGCCGUUGUAAUCCACCCCAACGGCGGGAGAAGCCGCCGAAGCCCGCCUGCCCGCCCGCCGCCGAAGGAGAGGAGCCGCCUGCGCAGCCCCCGGGCCUUUGAGCUGCUCCCAGCGCGGGUCCAGAGCCGAUCCUUGAUCCGGAUUCCGGAUCUUGGAUCUGGCCCCUAGGGCUGAAACUUGCGGUCCCGGGUUGGGAAGAAAACACGUUCUGGAGCCGCCUGCUUCCGGAACAAGACAAACACUGGGCGUUCCCGCCCGCACCCCCCCGGGCCAGGCUUGGAGAGAGGGAGCCCGUGGAGCGGCCAGACUCCUUGAGGCACCCAGGUUCCGGCGGGGAUUGGAGACCCCUUUAGCCUGGGGACACGCUUCUCCCCUGGUAGUUCCAAGACGACGUGGCACACAUUCCACGUGGGUGCUGCCGCCACCGCAGCCGGUCGCGGCUUGCAGCUGGGCGCCCUGGGGGUGGGAGUGGGGGUCCAAAGGGCCCAGGAAGUGGCCAAGGGCGGCUCCGGGCUCCGAGGCCGGGUGGGGUGGGGAGGGCGCCGAAACCUUUCCGGAGAGGACUAGGCCGGCAGGGGAGGAGGCUGAAGGCUUUGGAAGGAACCUUUCGAAUUGCGUCCUAGAGCCCUUCCCACCCACCCAGCCUUGGCCAAAACUUUUCGUGCGGUUUGGGCAGAGCCGGGGGAGGCCGGGGCCCAAGCUCAGGGGAUGCGGGCUCCCCGGGUGUGGGUGGGACUGGGGCACCCCUUUGGCUUCUGUUCGUCCCCUUUCCAGCCCUCUGCCCCACCCUUGGAGCGCGACCUGGGAACGCAAAGAAAAGGAGUGGUGACCAGAGCGCGCACCUCCGGCGAAUGCGUGAUCGUCCCUCUGCACGACCACCCGUCUCCAGGGACAGCAGCGCCCACUCGGCACGGGAGCAGAGACAGCGCUAGAUUCGUGUACAAACCUGUGUACCCCUCUAUAUAUAUGUUGCAUAGAAUGUAUAUAUGUUGGGAACAUGCUCGCUUCUCCCGUGUGUCGCCGCCGCCCUGCGUCGUGCGUCCCUCAGCACGGGGCCCUUGCCAGGAAGGGGGCUACGGCGACGCCCCCCUUCCCCGCACAGCCACCACCGGCCCAAGCCAGUCCCCGCCAGUCCGUCCGCCUGUCCGUCCGUGUCCUCAGCUCUGUCCACGCUUCGAUAGGCCUGAUGCAGCCCCCAGACUGGGGCCGCCCUAGCAACUUCCUGUACAUAUGACUGUAAAAUGGUAAACGUGUGUAUUAUAUCUGGCCUCGUUAUAUAGUGUAUAUAUAUGUAUACAUAUACAUAUAUAUAAUAUAUAUGAAGACUGUAAAUGUUAAGACGACUAGUGUUCUUAUUAGUAUAUUGCUUCACACUGAAGAUUGUGUGUAUCGAGCUGUUUCUAAAAGAUGUUUAUUUUCCUUAAGAGUAAAAAACAGUCAUUGCAUUCAGAAAAAAAAAAAAGUCAAUAAAGAUACAACGAUUGUUUUGGAA